GCUGAGGAUAAAGUGCCCUUACAGGCAUCCGCUCUUGUUUUUGAUCGAAUCCUACGAGUUUGGGAUAUACUGACGGAAUGGCUAACGCAGCAGUCCAGCAAAGCGCCGUCACGGUCGGUUUGGAGGAUCUCAGGAAUGAUAAUGUAGAUUUUGCUCUCUUGGAGGAGGCUUUUGGGCCCUCGUCUCUCGGCAUUAUCGUUAUCAAGGACCUCCCGUCCAAGUUCCAUGAUCUCAGGCACAGGCUUCUGUCUUACUCGUCAGCACUCGGCAACCUACCUCCGGCAGAAUUAGACAAGCUUGAGUCUCCGGCGUCGAAGUGGCUGGUGGGAUGGUCUUGCGGCAAAGAAACGCUCAAAGAUGGGCGUUACGAUACCCUCAAGGGCUCGUACUAUGUGAACUGCGCCCCUGGCUUCGAAAGCCAGCAGGAAGCCGUGGCGGAGCAGUACCCCUCGUUCCCAGAGUAUACGGCGCCCAAUGUCUGGCCCUCGGAGGAGCUUCUUCCCGGCUUCGAAGAGACGUUCCGCGAGCUAUGCAACCUCAUCAUCGAUAUCGCUGGCUUAGUGGCCCGAGCCUGCGAUAAAUACGCCGAAGCCAACAUCGAGGGCUACAAGAAAGGCUACCUGGAGCAUGUGGUCAAGACAAGCGUAUCAACCAAAGCUCGCCUGCUGCACUAUUUCCCAACCCCGCAGUCCCCACAGGACACAACGAACGACAGCUCCGGCGAUGAGGACGACUGGUGCGCAACACACCUCGACCACGGAUGCCUCACGGGCCUCACUUCUGCCAUGUUCGUAGACGAAGCUGCGCACCCUCCUCAAACUGGAUCAUCGUUCUCCCCGCUCAAGGAACUCGAGCGCUCCCCAGACCCCAAGGCCGGCUUGUAUAUCCAUUCGCGCACCGGUGUCGUCACGAAGGUCGGUAUUCCGCGGGACUGUCUAGGGUUUCAGACGGGCGAAGCGCUCGAGGUCAUUACGAAGGGCAAGUUCAAGGCGGUUCCGCAUUUCGUGAGGGGCGCAGGGCCGGAGGUGGGAGGAAAGGUCGCGCGGAAUACGCUGGCAGUGUUCACGCAGCCGAACCUGUGGGAGAUGGUGGACGAGAGAAGGGACUUCGCAGCCUUCGCAAAGCAGAUUGUCGAGAAGAAUCACUAAUAAGCACGGAAACGCUGGCACGGGCGACGGCACCGUAAGGCCCUCCAGGUUUUUACACACAAAAUUAGAACUGCGUCAUCGAGCAUUCGUGUAAUCUAAUCGGUGCUGCACCCGGGCACGAUCCCGCGGGUCGCAAUUUAUUAUUUAGCCACAGCAGCCACGCCGAAUCCGUAUCGGGCGGGAGUCGCAUUUCGAUAGAUAUUGCAUGUCUCACGUGAUACGCGGCUGAGCCCUGGUUUGCGUCUGACCUGAGCGGAACGCCCGCCAAGUACGCGUUGAAACCCUCAUGCCUCCACUCCGCUGCCACCACCUCCUCAACGCAGCCCGUCAGCAGCCGAUCCUCAUCAGCGUCUCUCCACAUCGGCCUGUCCUGGUCGCACGCAUCCGACCUAUCCGACCUCUCCUGCGACGAGCGUCUCCCGCCACAGCGUUCAGCGCCUCACCUGCGGCUCGUGUAGCGUCAGGGGUAAG
Messenger RNA from Trematosphaeria pertusa, 1619 nucleotides. RefSeq names its product Clavaminate synthase-like protein. The record is from RefSeq and is a predicted model, not a curated record. The transcript has 3 exons. NCBI's taxonomy places the organism in Eukaryota, Fungi, Ascomycota, Dothideomycetes, Pleosporales, Trematosphaeriaceae. The coding region runs from base 78 to 1148 and encodes 356 amino acids.